AUGUCGUCGUUCGACGUGGACGACGAGUCGCUGCGCGCCUUCGCCUGCACAGGCGGCGCGAUGCCGUCUGGCAGCGCCAGCCAGGGCCUGCUCGAGCCGCUCGAGCUCUUCGGCAGCCAGUCGCUGCUCUCCCACUCCUUUCCCACCAGCGCCCAGCCGAGUCCACACCCCGGCGGCUUCAGCGCUCCCUCCCCGCGCGCACCACCUCGCCCGCCAGCGUCCACCUCGCUCGCAGACUCCCUCUCGCAGUCCCGCUCACCAGCUCCUCCCCUUCUGCAUGCCCUCGUGACGGCAUCUGCACCGCAGCAUGGCAGCUCGGCGCCUUCGCCGCAUGUGCGCCUCGGAGAAGUGCGGAACCUGCUGCUGGGCGAGGUGCGGACACUGCUCGCCUCGCUCGAGUCGGGCGUGCAGGGCGCGAUCCGAGGCCUGCAGGACCAGCUCGAGAUCUCGAGCCGCGACAGCCUCGAGGCGGCACGGCGCAUCAAGGACGACCAGUAUGCGCUCCACCGCCUCGUGCGCCGAGAAAACCAGGAGCUAUUGGAGCAGAUGCGAGAGCAGGGCGAGAGCGCGACCGAGUCUCAACGCGCCGUCAGCGUCGCCGUUGCACGCGUGCAGGAGAUCGCUUCGUCGUGCGAGGCACAUGCCACAAGCACGGCCGCGAAGCUCCAGGCUCGCCUAGCUGCCGUCGAGUCGCUGUUCGAAACGCGCUGCACCAGUCUGCAAAGCUCUCAAGACGCGCUCACGGAGGCAGUCUCGCGACUGGAGAGCACCACUGCAGCAGCACAUGCCGAUGCGCAGCGACACUACGCCGCCAGCAGCGAGACGGUCUCGCUCGAGUCGGUGCCGGGCCUGCGCGGCAUCGCGGCGCUGCUCUCGGCGCUGCCGGCGCAGCUGAGCACGCACAUCGAGCAGGUGAAGCGCGCCGCUGAGGCGGGAAGCGUCUCGACGACGUCGUCGCAUGUCGCUCCGUCAAAGACGGCCGAGCCGGAGCCGGCCGCACUUGACCUCACUCGAGGCGACGAUGCGCACUCGGACGAGCCAGACAUCAGCGUCACUCGCGAGCCAGAGCCGGACACGAGCGUCCAGCCGUCUGCUCCAGCAGCGCUUAGCCAGCGAGGCCAACUUGGCCACGGCCAGCGCCGGCCUGUGCGGCCAUCGCUGAGCGGCGUGACAGCGCCCGGCUCUCAGAAAAAGCGCCGCAUUCUCCUUUCCGACGAGGACGAGCCGAGCGGACGCAGCCGUGCCUCGCGUCGCUUGCUCUGA
Tilletiopsis washingtonensis is the source of this 1263-nucleotide messenger RNA. RefSeq lists its product as hypothetical. The transcript has 5 exons. NCBI's taxonomy places the organism in Eukaryota, Fungi, Basidiomycota, Exobasidiomycetes, Entylomatales. Bases 1 to 1263 code for a protein of 420 amino acids. The record is from RefSeq and is a predicted model, not a curated record.